AUGAUUUCCGCGACUCUCUUCGCUUCCAACCAGGCGCUUAAAUCUCUAUGCGCUGAUCCGCGCUCGCGGAUACACAGUAACCGUGCCAUUGGCGAAGUUACCGAGGCGUUUCGCGAACAUCAACCGCGACGCCACGUGUCUGUUGACGCACGGCAAAAAUCGACCCGUCCAAUUUACGCAGUAGCGCAUUCGUCGCUGCUGCCGCUGCGCGCGGUGCCGCUUUUCGGCGUCCCCGUCGGCGGCGGCCGAAAUCGAGUCGCAAAAACACCGUCUGGUUACAGUCACAUUCGUUCUAAUCACAGCCGCAGUCAAAUCCACUCUCGUCGCAUCCCCGUAUCAGCCGCGCUUUGGCCCUGGCAACAGGAACAGCAGCAGGGAGACAAGGCGCAGCGCAUUAGGAGCGCCUUGGUCGGGGGUGCAGGAUCGGCGGCAGCAGAGGACACGGAGAGAAGUGGGCUGCGGGGAGGGGAACCCACCGCUACAGCGACGGCCCUUACAGUCACAGUCUCCUCCUCCAUCGCCUCCAUUCCUGCUGCUGACUGGGACGCCUGUGCGCUGGACGCGGCGGGGGGCGCGGAGAAGCACAACCCGUUUGUGUCACACGCGUUCCUGCAGUGUCUGGAGGAGAGCAGAAGCGCGUGCCGCGAGGAGGGGUGGUUACCACAGCACCUCGUCGCGAGAGACGAUGAGGAGAGGGUAGUCGGAGUGCUGCCCCUCUAUUUAAAGGGCCACUCCUAUGGAGAGUAUGUAUUUGAUCAUUCGUGGGCCAAUGCGUUCAUGCGGGCGGGAGGCUUGUACUACUCGAGGCUCGUGGCUUCUUACAAUGGACUUUUGAGGCGCCUCAAAAGGCUUCAUACAGUGGACGAUAAUAGGAGCCUUCAUUUCCUCCUUCCCUCUCCUCUGCGUCCCCACAGGCACUCCUAUGGAGAGUAUGUGUUUGACCAUUCCUGGGCGAAUGCGUUCAUGCGGGCGGGAGGCUCGUACUACCCGAAGCUGCAGUCUUGCGUGCCCUUCACCCCCGCCACCGGACCUCGUUUGCUGGUUCGGGACGGACCUGACCGCGAGGCUGUGCUGUCAGGGCUGUGCCAGGCCAUGAAGCAAGUGGCGGACGAGUACGGGGUAUCAUCGGUGCAUGUGACAUUCCCAUGCAAGGACGACUGGCAGGUCAUGGCCCGCCAUGGCUUCCUGCAGCGCAUGGGCAUGCAGUACCACUGGAGCAACCGUGGCUAUGGCAGGGGGCUGCGGAGGCCUUACUGCCUUCAACUCGGAUGUUUCAAACUCCCAAUGAUCUCGUCUGAAGCAGUCAAAGUGCUAUUCGGCUUUGGAGUGGACCCAAACCCCCCUUUCCCAUCCCCAACCUCUCCCGUUCCUACCAUUCCCACACCCGCUCUCUCGCUCCCCUUCCUCUCCGUCCCACCCAUGUCCCCCAUAUUUGUAGCGGCGCAGGGCUUGAAGCUGCUGCGGCUGAGGGGCGAUGACAUUAAGGCACACCACUGGAACAGCUUCUUCCAAUUCUACUGCAACACCACCAACCGAAAGUGGGGGCAAACGUACCUCACUCGCGAAUUCUUCCAUCUCCUGGGGGAGCGGCUGGGAGAGAAGGUGCUGCUGGUGGUGGCGGAGGAUGAGACAGGGCGCAUGGUGGGGGGUGCGCUGAACCUGGUGGGCGGCGAGGCCGUGUUUGGGCGCAACUGGGGGGCUCUGCCUGGCACGCACUACCCGUUCCUGCACUUUGAGGCGUGCUACUACCAGGCAAUAGAGGCGGCCAUAGAAGCGGGGUUAGCACGAGCAAUAGAGGCGGCCAUAGUAGCGGGGUUAGCACGGGCAAUAGAGGCAGCCAUAGAAGCAGGUCUGGCGCGGGUAGAAGCAGGAGCACAGGGAGAGCACAAGCUGCCACGGGGCUAUCUGCCCACCGCCACCUACAGCGCCCACCACAUCCCCGACCCCGCGUUCCGCUCCGCAAUUGCAGGGUUCCUGGAACGGGAGACUGUACAGGUGGAAUACGCUCUUUCGGUGAUGGACCAAGAGGCAAACCCUUUCAAGAAGCAACCAAACACAGGCGCAUCAUAA
Molecule: messenger RNA, 2070 nt
Organism: Closterium sp. NIES-65
Lineage: Eukaryota; Viridiplantae; Streptophyta; Zygnematophyceae; Desmidiales; Closteriaceae
Source: the annotation of a GenBank genome assembly